GACCGUACGUAGCCUAGUUGUGCUUGGUAGCCAGCCAGAAGGUCGUCGGCCGAUGAUGGGAGGAAGAACAGUGGCCCCGCCGCUCGUCCUCGCGCUGGUGACCAUCAUCGCCAUCGCGGCGGCCGAGGGGGACGAGGUGAAGUGUGGCGGGUGCUCUCCGUGCGGCGGCGCCGACUGCCCGGUGCUGUACCCGUCGCCGCCCCCGCCGCCGUACUACUACUACAGCCCUCCCCCACCCGCGACCUACCCCGGGGAGUCCUCGUCAUACUACCAGCCGCCGCCGCCGGGCGCGUACAUCCAGAUCGGGAGCGCGCCGCCGGGCAAGGGCCCGCUGUACCCGCAGGACCCAGGGUUCAUCCCGGCCGGCGCGCCGGGCCGCGCCGCGCCGCUCGCGGUCGUCGCUGCGCUCGCGCCGGCGUUGGCGUGCGCAUGGGCCUUAUUGUGAUCUCUAUGUGCUUGACUUGACAAGCGCAGGCGAGCUGCUUAUUCGUCGGUAAGUAACGCGGCGGAUCGUGCCGGCGUUCCACGUACGUACGGGUUAAUUCCCCCAGUGUAUCUACGCAUGCUCCUUGUGAUAUAUAUAAUAAUCUUCAUUGGCCGUCAUUUGGGCUAAGCUGCAGUAGUUCUUGGAAUGUAUGAAUGUUUUUCAUUGGCCGUCAUCUGCUAGUGUAAUAGUGAUAUUUUUCUAUGUGU
Molecule: messenger RNA, 693 nt
Organism: Zea mays
Lineage: Eukaryota; Viridiplantae; Streptophyta; Magnoliopsida; Poales; Poaceae
Exons: 1
Coding region: 53-445 (130 amino acids)
Source: RefSeq, marked predicted